AUGUCGUUCUUCAGGGGUUUGUGGAAGAGCAGUUCGAAGCACAAGAAGCUAUGCGAGGAAUGGGCUCUGGCGAACAGCCGCGAGUGCGUGGAGGGUGGCGGUUCGACGAGCACGACGCACGGGGAGGAAUCUGAGGAUGCGUCUGAGGCGAGGUUCACCCUCAAAUAUUUGGGCAGCACCCUCGUUGAAACGCCUUCGAGUGAGGAAGCCACUGCGGAAGCCAUCAAAACCGUUAUUACUAUGGCGAAGGCAAGCGGGAAAAAGUUGCAAAGGGUUUCGUUGGCUGUGAGCUUGAGAGGAAUUAGAAUGACGGAUUUAGCCACCGAAGAGGAUCAGCUUCAGGUGUCGAUAUACAGGAUCUCGUACUGCUCAGCAGAUGCGACACACGAUCACGUGUUCGCGUUCAUCGCGACGAAUCUCAACGAGACGAUGGAGUGCCAUGCAUUUCUUUGCCCGAAGAGAAAAAUGGCGCAGACAGUGACGCUGACUGUGGCGCAGGCCUUCAACACAGCUUAUCAGGCGUGGCAGUUGUCGCAGUCCGAUCCCAGAAUCCAUCACGCACAGGAUAAGAGUCCUCCCUCGACAGGUGACAGGAUUGAAAACAAUGAAAAGAAGAGCAUCAGUGAAACAAAGACUACUACUGGUAAGAUUAACGAACAAAAUAAGCAGAACGGUCAACAGCGGUGCAACGAUAGUCAGAAAAAUCUUUUAAUUGAUUUGUCAAACGAUCCCAAACCAACGGGAAAUUCAUGGGUAUGCUUUGAGGAGGAUUCAGAUGUGAAAAAAAAUCCAAAGAAAAGCGCAGCGAGUAACAACAGUAUUCCUAUGACAACACUUAGGCACCAUACAACGGCAUCCACUCCAGCUCACCAUGUGGUGCCCCGACCGAACGCCGGUUUCAAAGUGCAAAAUGCCUGGGGCGAGUCCAGGUCGGUCGAUUUGAUAUGUUCGUAGCAGGCAAAAUAGCCGGCGGCUGACAGUUUCAGGGAUGUGCCGUUGAUCACAGGCCUCUGGAAACACCUCUCGGACAACGGCCAAUCCAAAAAGACUAACGGCAACCAUUAAAAUCCUCGCCGAAUUAUAUCGGCAGCUUCCGAUUGCGAAUUUAAGAUUCGGAA
Messenger RNA from Cyphomyrmex costatus, 1118 nucleotides. Its product is annotated as low density lipoprotein receptor adapter protein 1. Lineage: Eukaryota; Metazoa; Arthropoda; Insecta; Hymenoptera; Formicidae. Bases 1 to 954 code for a protein of 317 amino acids. The record is from RefSeq and is a predicted model, not a curated record. The transcript is spliced from 6 exons.